Molecule: messenger RNA, 3896 nt
Organism: Scomber japonicus (chub mackerel)
Lineage: Eukaryota; Metazoa; Chordata; Actinopteri; Scombriformes; Scombridae
Product: sodium channel protein type 4 subunit alpha-like
Exons: 23
Coding region: 1-3888 (1295 amino acids)
Biological process (GO): membrane depolarization during action potential; sodium ion transmembrane transport; neuronal action potential
Cellular component (GO): axon; voltage-gated sodium channel complex; plasma membrane
Molecular function (GO): voltage-gated sodium channel activity
Source: RefSeq, a predicted model, not a curated record
AUGGGAAGCCUGGCGAACAAAUGUAGUCUUGAUUUCCGCACGUUCAGCAACUUCACCAGCUAUGAGGACUUUCUCGCAGAUCAAGAAUACAAAUACUACAGGCCUGGACAGUUAGAUGCCCUUCUUUGUGGAAACAUGUCUACUGCCGGGGUCUGUCCGGAGGGAUACAUGUGUCUGCGUACAAGAAGCAACCCAAAUUAUGGAUACACCAACUUUGACACAUUUUUUUGGAGCCUCCUGUCUGCUUUAAGAAUGAUGACCCAUGACUUCUGGUACAACCUCGCCGAGCUUACUGUGCGUGCCACAGGUAUGACCGCCAUAGUCUACUUUGCGAUAGUCAUCUUCCCCGCCUCCUACUACCUGCUCAGCCUCUUUAUGGGCAUGGUUGCCAUGACGACGGCUGAGCACAGUGAGGCCAGUGCCGCCGAGGCCAAGCGGAGAGAAGAAGAUUUCGCCGAGGUCCUGCAGGCGCUGAAGAAGUGCGAGGUGGAGGAGGUGAGAUCAUCACACUUGACAAAGGACCACAGAUCGCGUUCUCCAUGCUGUUCGUCCUUUUCCGGUCACUUCCCGAAGUGUGGCUGUUGGCAGUGGCUCCAACAGCGGCUCUACACCUUCGUCACGGAUCCAUUUUUCGAACUUGGCAUCGUCAUUUGCCUCAUCGUCAACAUCAUGUUUUUGUCUAUGGAACAUUAUCCGAUGACAGAAACGUUUGAAGGAGUGCUGAGCAGAACAGAUUUGUUCUUCGUAUUCAUCUACACCCUUGAGAUGAUCCUCAAACUUGUUGCCAUGGGCCUGUCUGGCUACUUCAAGAUGAGCUGGAAUGUCUUUGAAUUCGCCAUCGUCUGCUCGAGUCUGAGCGAGCUGAUAUUGGCUGACAUUGAGGGUUAUGCGAUGAUGAGAAGCUUCGGAUUGUUACGAGUCAUCCGGCUGGCCAAGUGGUGGCCGGCCUUCAACAUGCUGCUGCGGAUCAUGAGGAACUCGAUGGGGGCUCUGAGGAACCUGACUCUGCUUCUCGUCCUCAUGGUCUUCUUCUUCUCCGUGGCCGGCAUGCAGCUGUUUGGUCAGGACUACACCAGAUGCGUCUGCAAGAUCAGCGCCGACUGUGAGCUUCCUCGCUGGCACAUGGUAGACUUCUAUCACUCCUUCCUCAUGGUCUUCAGGACCAUGUGCGGAGACUGGAUCGAGACACUGUGGGACUGCAUGGAGGUCUCGAGUCACUCAGUGUGUAUGAUCUUCCACAUCACGGUCCUGGUCUUCGGAAAGCUGUUGAUCCUGGGUCUGUUCAUGGGCUUGUUGUUAUCUAAUCUGGCAGCUCCAGAAGAAGACAAAGAAGGAGAAGAAAAAAAUAAAUUAAAGAUCGCCAUGAACCGCAUCAAGAAGGCCUGGACCCGUGUCAAACCCAACAACACUGAUGGGACCGAACCUGAUACAGUUACCAGCAAGGGAGACGGCAGGAAGGAAUACCUGGCUUUGACUUCUGUGACCACAGAGCAGCCGGCGUCAAAGAAAGUUGAGGAGAAGAAAGGCGAUAAAAAUCAGGACAGACACACACUCGAGGACUGCUGCUGUGACAUGUGCUACCAGUGCUGUUCGUUCCCGGAAACAAACACGUGCCGGGGUGUAUUGAGGAUCUGGUCUAACCUCAGGAGAUGCUGUUUGUCCAUCGUAGAACACAUAUACUUUAAGUGGUUCAUCACCUUGAUCGUCGUGCUGAGCUCUACAACUCUGGUGGCUGAGGACAUCUACCUGGAAUCCCGUCAAAUUUUGAAGGCGAUACUGAAGUACGCAGACCUGGUGUUUACUAUUGUGUUCGUGGUGGAGAUGAUUCUCAAGAUGGUUGGCUACGGAUUAAAGAGAUACUUCACCAAAAACUGGUGCUGGCUUGACUUCUCCGUCGUAGUGGUGUCCCUGAUUUCUUUGACAGUCGACAUGCUGGAAUUGCCCGCUUUUACUUUGAAGGGCUUGAAGACUCUGAGGUCUCUGAGGAUGGUGUCUCGCUUCAGGAACACAAGGGUGGUGAUGAACGCCCUGGUCUGCGUCUUACCGUCCCUCUUUGAGGUGCUGCUGGUCGGUUUGACCGUCUGGUUGUUCUUCGGCGUGAUCGGAGUGGAAUUAUUCGCAGGAAGGUUUUAUCACUGUAUUAACGAGACAUCUCAGGAUUAUUUCCCAGCUGAAGAGGUGGAAAACAAGACAGAGUGUUUCUUUUUUUCUGAAGAAGAGAUUGAUGUUCGCUGGAAGAACAUGCCGUUAAACUUCGACCACCUGCUUGCUGCCUACCUGUCACUGCUAAAUCUGGCUACCGGUGCCUGGUAUGACGUCAUGUACGCAGCUGUGGACUCCAGAAAGGUGGAGGACCAGCCGGAGUAUGAAGCCAAUUUAUACAUGUACCUGUUCUACGUCACCUUCGUCAUCAGCUGCUUCUUCUUUUUGAACCUCUUCAUCAGAGUCCUAAUCGACACCAUCAACAAGCUGAGACACAAGAUAUGUAAAAACAUCUUCUUCACGGAGGGGCAGAAAAACAUGUACAAGAUACAGAAGAAGAAGUUAAACCAGACUCCGAUACCUCCUCGACCUCAGAAUAAGUGCCGUGCUGGCGUCUUCAGCCUGGUGACCAGCUGGUAUUUCGAAGUCUUCAUGGUCGCAGUGAUCUGCAUCAACAUUGUGGUUCUGAUGUUUGAGACGAACGACGACAGCGAAGAGAAGGAAGAAGUCCUGCAUUGGAUACAUUUCAUCAUCGUCGUCAUCUUCCUCAUAGAGAGCAUCCUGAAGAUUGUCGCUUUCGGACGGGACUACUUCAAAGACUGGCUGAACAUCUGGGACUUUGUGCUCGUCCUCCUGUCUAUCCUAAACAUCUUCUUUGCAGAUUUCUUCUACUUUUACUUCAUGGACAUCUACAGUCCGUUGAGCAUGAUCCGAUUGGUCCGUGUCUUCCGUGCCCUCCGUCUCCACCCCAUAGCCGCUGGGAUCCGAUCGCUGCUCUGGGCUCUGAAGAUGUCAUUUCCUGCCCUCUUCAACAUCGGCCUCCUCUUCAUCAUGACCAUGUUCACCUACGCCGUCGUCGGCAUGUCACAGUUCCGCUAUGUCAAGAAAAGCGCCAUGAUAGACGACCUCGUUAACUUUGAGACAUUUGGGAACAGCAUGAUGACGAUGUUUCUCAUAAGCACGAUAACCGGAUGGGACGGUCUGCUCUUUCCCUUCAUGUCCAUGCCUCCAGACUGCGAUCCUUUCUUAGAAAACACGGGAACCUCAGUCAGGGGAGACUGUCCCAACACGUACUUCGGCAUCAUCUUCUUAACGUCCUACAUCAUCAUCUGCUUCGUGCUGAUGCUCAGCGUGUUCUUCGUCAUCAUCCUGGAGAUCUUCGACAUGUUCGCAGAGGACGACGACGAGGCGCUGAGCAACGACGACCUCCAGAUGUUUUAUGACACCUGGAAGAGGUUCGACUCCAAUGCUUCGCAGUGCAUCCAGUACAGUCAGCUCUCAGAGUUCUGCGAUGCUCUGAAGGAUACUCUAAGGAUUCCCAAACCAAACACCAUCAAACUGAUCAAUAUGGACCUGCCUUUGCUCCCUGGAGAUAAGAUCCACUACAUGGACAUCCUGCUGGCCCUCAGAACCCAGGUGUUUGGUGUUUCAGGACAGGUGGACGAUCUCAAAGCCAACAUGGAAAAAAAGUUCAAGGCCGAAAACUCAUCUGAGGUGCCGUAUAACCCAAUCAGCAGCACCCUGCGCAGGAAAAAGGAAGAGGCGGCGGCAGCAGCCAUCCAGAGAGUGUACAGGAAGUGGAGGCUGGCGUCCAAAGAUGGGAAGGAGGGACUAAGCAGUCAGAUGAACGGAGGCAGCAAGCAGACGGAGAAAGAGCCUGCCACUAACGGGGAGAUGAGAACCUGAGGGAGACU